AUGAAAUUUCCCGGGAUCCUGAAGAGAAGGCUCAUUCCGGCCACCCGACUCAGAUUCACAGGCCACAUGCAAACAAUAAUUCGAAACAUGGGAGACCUGAAUAACACAGAGGCGAUGAGGGAGCAUGUGAAGCCGGCCCAUGACUCCACGUACGAGUUCAAAUCCUUUGCAAUCCGUCCCUGCGAUGAAGACCAGGACAUACGCAAGCGGUACCGUCCGUUCCUUUUGAGCGAUGAAAUCUCCGAGUCAGAUUGGGUGUCGAAGCUCGAAUUGGCCACAGCGGCGAAAAUGGUCGACACUGAGCUGCUCGUUCAAAAUAAGGACAGGCUAAAGAUCCUCGUGCUCUACGGAAGUCUUCGGCUUCUUGCGUACGAGGCUUCACGCAUUCUCUUCCGCCUCGGCUGUGAUGUAAGAGUGUACGAUCCAGCGGGUCUCCCAGUCAAGGAUGAUGAGCAGCACGACCAUCCCAAAGUGCGUGAGCUUCGGGAGCUUAGCAAGUGGAGUGACGGGCAUGUCUGGAUCAGUCCCGAACAACACGGGAACUUAAUCGACUGGAUCCCACUCUCAACCGGCUCUGUCCGACCCACUCAGGGGAGGACCUUGGCUAUUGCGCAGGUCAAUGGCGGUUCCCAGUCGUUCAACGCCGUCAACUCUCUGCGUAUUCUGGGCCGUUGGAUGAGAAUGUUUACCAUUCCAAACCAGAGUUCCAUCCCGCAAGCAUGGACGCACUUUACGGAUGCCAAUGAUCCUGUGGAUGGGGGAAACCGACUGAAGCCAAGCUCCAACAGGGAUAGGCUGGUGGAUUGCAUGGAGGAGCUGGUCAAGUACACCAUUGUUAUGCGGCCACACUUUGAUCUCUUUGGGGACCGGUUCAGCGAGAGGGAAGAGGCAAAGGUUAAAAAGUGA
Molecule: messenger RNA, 906 nt
Organism: Podospora anserina S mat+
Lineage: Eukaryota; Fungi; Ascomycota; Sordariomycetes; Sordariales; Podosporaceae
Exons: 3
Coding region: 1-906 (301 amino acids)
Molecular function (GO): oxidoreductase activity
Source: RefSeq, a predicted model, not a curated record